This is a messenger RNA of Panicum virgatum (switchgrass), 3282 nucleotides long. Its product is annotated as lysine-specific demethylase JMJ706-like. The coding region runs from base 404 to 2872 and encodes 822 amino acids. Lineage: Eukaryota; Viridiplantae; Streptophyta; Magnoliopsida; Poales; Poaceae. Gene Ontology annotation, molecular function: histone demethylase activity. The transcript is spliced from 10 exons. Gene Ontology annotation, biological process: chromatin remodeling. The record is from RefSeq and is a predicted model, not a curated record. Gene Ontology annotation, cellular component: nucleus.
CUCCUUUCAUCCUCCCCUCCCUCCUUUUCGCCGUCUCCCUGGCGCUUCGCUCCUCCGCCGCUCGCCGGAGCACCGCCGCUGGCGCUGCCUCCUUUCGCCCUUGCCCCAACGCCUGCGCGGGCUCCGCGGCCAACGCGCCGCAGGAGUUCGGGAGUCGGCUCCGUAAGCUCGGGACGCGGCGGAUCGGAGCAGCAGUGGGCUCGGAUCGGAGCGCGCGGGGACGCCGGUAGCGGGCUCCGCAGGGGAAUGUGGGUACCCGUUUGAGGAGUUCUCGGUCCCGGAAGCUGCGGCGAGAUGAGACGAUCAAGGAGACCCAUUCUGUUGAGCUGGGGACUGGAAAUCAUGAGUUGAUUUAGUCAUUUUGCUCAGGGUGUUUAGUCGAAGGACUGAUGCCUCCAGGAUAAUGGCAGGGAAGGAUAGAGUUACUCUGAAAUCUGUGUCAUGCAGGGCAAGGUUGCGCAGGAGUUGUGAUGCAUCACUGGGAGGGGGAGGGUCCAUGAGAGACCCAUUCUUGAAGCACAGAGUAAAGAAGUUUGAUCUAUCUAGACUAGAUUGGAUUGAUGAGAUUCCAGAUUGUCCUGUAUUUUCUCCAUCAACCCAAGAGUUCGAGGAUCCAGUGGUUUAUCUCAGCAAAAUUGCCCCUGUGGCUGCAAAAUAUGGUAUAUGCAAGAUCAUUUCACCUGUCUCUGCUUCAGUACCUGCUGGCUCUGUACUAAUGAAGGAAUUAGGUGGGGUUAAAUUUACAACCAGAGUUCAGCCUCUCCGUCUUGCUGAAUGGUCCAAGGAUGACAAGUUUGCCUUCUUCAUGAGUGGAAGAAAGUAUACAUUUCGGGAGUUUGAGAAGAUGGCAAAUAAAGAAUUUGUUCGAAGAUACUCUAGUGCUGCUUGUCUUCCAUCAAAGUAUAUGGAAGAGGAGUUUUGGCAUGAAAUAGCAUGUGGCAAGAUGGAGUCUGUUGAGUAUGCAUGUGAUAUUGAUGGCAGCGCGUUUUCUUCUUCUCCUAAUGACCAACUUGGGAGAAGCAAAUGGAACUUGAAGAGAUUCUCAAGGUUGCCCAACUCUAUGCUCCGUCUUCUUAGAGCAGCAGUUCCAGGAAUAACAGAUCCAAUGUUGUAUAUUGGAAUGCUCUUUAGUAUGUUUGCCUGGCAUGUGGAAGAUCAUUACUUGUACAGUAUUAACUAUCACCACUGUGGUGCCUCAAAAACAUGGUAUGGUAUUCCAGGCAGUGCUGCUUCUGAUUUUGAGAAAGUGGUACGUGAGCAUGUCUAUGAUCACGAAAUUUUAUCAUGUGAAGGGGAAAAUGCAGCAUUUGAUGUUCUUUUGGGGAAAACUACAAUCUUCCCUCCAAAUAUUUUGCUGCAUCACCAAGUUCCAGUCUAUAGAGCCGUACAGAAACCUGGAGAGUUUGUUGUAACUUUUCCCCGAGCUUAUCAUUCUGGUUUCAGCCAUGGUUUCAACUGUGGGGAGGCAGUAAAUUUUGCUACGGGUGAAUGGUUUCCUCUGGGAGCUGUUGCUAGCCAACGUUAUGCACUUCUGAAGAGGAUACCAGUGUUACCUUAUGAGGAGCUUCUUUGUAAAGAAACAACACUUGUUGCCAAUGAGUUUACCAUGUCUGAUCAUGAAGAUAAUACAUUAACUAGGGAUACACAUAUACAGAGCUGUACGAAGGCCCCUUUUGUGCAGUUGAUGCGGUUCCAACACCAUGUUCGUUGGUCGCUUAUGAAAAUGGGUGCUCGCACGCACUACAAAGCAGACAUUGACACAACAGUUCUCUGUGGUAUAUGCAAACGGGACUGCUAUGUAGCUCACAUUAUGUGUAACUGCCGAGCUGAUGCAAUUUGCCUUUGCCAUGGUAAUGCCUUUUAUCACUUAUUGCAGAUAUCUACUUUUGAGAUCAUCUUGUUUACUUGGUUACCUUGUUUUGAAGAGGAAGAGAUUAGGAAGUGCCCUUGCAGCUGUGACCGUGUUGUAUUUGUGAGGAAAGACAUCUUUGAAUUGGAGGCAUUAUCAAAGAAGUUUGAGGAGGAAAUUGGAGUACUGGAUGAAGUAGGAAAAUGGAUGUCUCAAAGUGAUGGACCUAGCACACAUCCUUGCUUGUUCGACGGCAUUAACCACAAUUCUAAAUACUUCCCGUAUUGCAAGAUCCAAAUAGAUGCAUCCCCUGAAAUUCAUACCUUUUCAGAGAUAGACGUUCUUGGAUAUGAUUUGAAUAAGCUAUAUCCUACAGCAUCAACAAUAACUUUUGCGCAUGGACCCCAUGACUAUUCUACACAAAGUGAUGAGUGUACUAGUUCUAACCGAAGAACCUUCUCUAGCUCAUGUCCUGAGAAUGGAACAACUAACGCUUAUCCUUUAUCUACUCCUGAUGAAGCAUUCUCGUCUGACAAAUUGGCUGCACAAGAUGGUGACGAUUCUGACUAUGAGGUAUUUAGAGUCAAGAGACGGUCUACCAUAGUUCUGGAGAAAAGAUGUUCUGAAGAUGUAACAACAAAUUUAACUGAGAAUCAGGUUUUGAGACGGUUAAAGAAAGCCCGUUCAGAUGACAGACAAGAGCGGAUGGCAGCAGAAGUAUCCUUUGGUACAAGAAGUGACAGUAUUGAAUCACAUUGCGCUGACUCGGUUUCUGGAAACAGAGAUAACUUAGUCAAUGGAAGCAAAUCGAAGAUGAUACAUCAGUUAGAUGUAAAUACCAUGGAAGAUGAAGUCGGUUUUAGCCAAAAAUCUAAUGGUUGCAGUUACCAAUCCCCGUCUGUAGAUCUUGGGCCAAAACGCUUGAAAAUUCGUGGUCCAUCCUUCCCGAGCUCAAUUUCUGAAGUGGAAAUAUCUUACAGAUUCCAGGAGGACAACGACAUGGCUAGUCAGCACACUCAAUGAAGUAUGCUGCUAUUGGUGCUAACUGCUAACACCACGUAAGUUAACAUCAAUCGCAACUUCUGGAAGAUGAAAGCUCUUUUUUUGUUGGAUGGUUCAGAACUCAGGCCUCCAAUAGAGGCACUGUUAUGACUGGAUUAAUGAUUCUAUUGCCGGGCCACCUAUGUGGCAUGGGAUAGGAAAGCUAUAGGCAGACAAUUUUUCUGAUCCUUCUUAGUUGUCCAUCUUCACUUAUUUCCAUUUCUUGUAGGUUUUUCACUGUGAAGAGGUUAGUCUACUACUUUUAACAAUUACUUUCAUUCUUUUUCCACCACAGAUACACAUGUACGUAGAAUGCUUAAAUAGAUCCACAUACGAAAUGGAUAUUGUACAUUUAUAAUGAAUCAGUCUACAUUCUACUGGUCUUUCCUCUC